Molecule: messenger RNA, 2271 nt
Organism: Stylonychia lemnae
Lineage: Eukaryota; Ciliophora; Spirotrichea; Sporadotrichida; Oxytrichidae
Source: the annotation of a GenBank genome assembly
AUGUAACCUAAGUUAUCAUCAAAGGCAGUCUCAGCAUCUGAUAAGAAGACAACUGAGAAGUUCGAUAAGUCAUCUAUUAUUCGGGACAUUGAGGAUAUGGCUCAUAUCAGACUUAAAGAGGUAGAACCAUUACCAGUUUCAAUGUAUGAGGAUCUCUAUGUGCAGAAAAAUUUGAUGGAAUUCUCAAGAGACAUUGCUCUUAAGUUCAAUGAGCUUAUUGAAUAUAUCAAGAAAGAUAGAGUAAAAGAGACCUAGGACAGAGAUUAUUAUGAAGAAAGAGUUGAUGCUAAAAUAGCAAAUAUACAUAGACACUUAGUCAAGAAAAGUUUUGAACAGAGAUGGAAGUAGAGGCUAUUCAAAGUUAUGGUUAAUGAGUCAAAAACUACUGCUAAUUUAAAAGUUAAACUGGGUAAUCUUGAAAAGAUUCAAAAGCAAUUCGCUUUUAGAACGCUUGCUCUCAAUACACUAGAUGAAUAGAGAAGUCCAAGUCCUUAGACUAAGGUUAAGAGGAUUUCAAGUAUCAAGCUAUCGGACAGCAAGAGACCAACAGAGUAGCUGCAAAUCAACUUGACACCAUAUUAAAGCACCAUCAAAGCAUUUAAUUAGUAGCAAUUAGAUUUAAAUGUAACCGCAGUUAAGGAAAGUCCCAGUAAAACUACAGUUGAUAAAUCUUGGAUUAAGUUGUCUAUUGAUGAACUAAUGGUCAAGAAUGAACAGAUGCAAGCACAAAUCAUAGAUCUAAAAAACUAGCAGAAAAAUCACUCUCUAUAUUAGAAAAUCGCAUCAAUUUCUAAUAAUGAAAGAGAAUAAGGGUUUCUGAUUGGACUAUUCGACGAUAUGCAGAAUAUGAACGAGCAGAACGUCAAGAUCCUGACAAAUAGAUUAAAUGAUGAGCUAGAAAAAUUCAACAGAUUCAUAGUCAAGAUGAAACAGGAACAGGAAGGAGUGAUCACUAGUGCUUACAACUAACUGAAUCAGAACUUCAUGUUGCUGAAAGAUAAAGACUUUGAGUAGAUUAAGAGCGACAUGAAGAUAUUGUUUGUUAAAAUCAAUCAUGCCAAUGAGUCCUAUCUAAACAUAAGGAAGGAGUUCUCAGGUCUUAGGGAUUAGUUCAAACAUCAAAGAUCAUUAAGUCAGUCCAAAGAAAGAUAUGACUCCUAGACAUUGAUGCAAAGCACCAGCAGACAGUAACUUCACGAUAAAUACGAUAACUUCAUAACUUAGCAAUCAUUGGUCAAUCCCAUGAAUAUUUUGUCGAAUCAGCAACUGAUUAAUUACUACUAAAACCAGAACUAUAGGGAUAUAUCGCAGAACCAGGUGCUUAAGCAUAUCAAGUCAGACACGCCUGAUAGAACAGGAUAAGAUUCAAUUAUUGCUGGCAGGAUACACGAUCGAAGAAACAGCAGCAAAGCGGAAACAAGGAGACCUAUGACUAGCAAAAAUACUAAAAAAUUUAACCCUUAGAGUAACUUUCAUCUCUAAGCGAAACAAAGAGGGCACAAGACAAACUCAUCAUAGCAAUAAGAUUUGAACAGUCUGCUUUCCUUCAAUUAGCUAAGAGGACUUGACACCAAUGAUAACACUAGAAAUGACAUCUAGAAUUCUCAGAACAAGACUCUUUAGUUUAGUAGACUUGACAAGAUGUUUACCGGUACGAUGGAGAGUUUCCACUUCUUGAACCCCAUUAGCAAAGAUAAGAUUCACAUUUCUCCUAGAGUAACCUCCACCUAAAUGCCUAGCUCUACUAUUCCAACUGAAUUUAGAACAACUUUGGCCUCUAAAGUGAGGACAAAUAAAGGUCUAGACAAGUUAAACAAAGCUAUAAUUAGUAAACUGCUGCCAGACUAGGUAUAUAAGGACUAAGUUGACUAUAAAGAGCUUGACAUUAACUCUUUCUUUAAGACUUCUAACAGCAAAGACAUUAUACAGAGAAAUAAGCGAUCUUUGAAUUCCUCCUCUAAAGAUGGUAGGCCCUCAAAUCCUUACUAUAUGAAAUUUUAGAAUAGACAAUUGACUACCAAUGAGAAAAUACCCUAGUCUAGACUAUAAGAAAUCUUCAAUGGGGCUAUUAAUCAUCAAUAGCAGUAGAAUACAAACUUAAAUAAGACCUACAAUCCAGUACUUAAGGACACAUUGAGAUCUAAGAACUCAAGUUAGUCACCUAAGAGAUAUGCAGGUUAAAACAUUACAGAGGCAAUUGAAAGUAACAAAGUUUUUAACUAAGAUUUGAACAAGACUUUUUAGGUAUCUCCAAUGGAUAUCAAGACAUGA